This is a messenger RNA of Symbiodinium necroappetens, 242 nucleotides long. The record is from the annotation of a GenBank genome assembly. NCBI's taxonomy places the organism in Eukaryota, Dinophyceae, Suessiales, Symbiodiniaceae.
GUCACGAACAUCUUCCAGUUCGGAUGGUGGAGGUGUAAGCAGCGCGGGGGCGAGCUGACCCACUGGCAGAGGUGGGACGCCGCCUACUUCCUUGGAGCCGCCAUUCCCAUGAACUUGGGAAUGCCUCUAGCCGUGGUCCUCAUCUACAUCGGCGAAUGGGGCUACCCCGACUCCAAGAUGUGGCAUUCCGGCAGCUGGAUGCCCAACACCGUUCAUGGGAUCACCCUCUACAUCUUCAAGUG